CAUAUUACUAACAUGCCAAUUUGUUUGUUGUGAUUUAUUAUCAGCCAGACUCAUAUUUGCUUUAAAUGUCAAAUUUAUUUACGACGGAGUGAUUUAUCUAAGCUUGGAAUGGUACGUGUUAACGGCUGUUCAUAGAUCCUACCUGCCGGAUCUUCUUUUCAUUGAGAUUGCCGUUAUGACUGAUGAAGCCGAGCUGUUGAUUACCUGGCUUCUGUAAAGGCACGGUUACUGUACUGGUGUUAGUUUGUGCUUGUGCAAUAAAACUUGUAAAAUACAGCAACCAGAUGUCCGAGCCUGAGUACGACACAGUUUCAUCAGUCAAAACACACCCUUACGGUGGGAGUUUGCUAAAUUAAAGGUAGUUAGCUUAGUAAAAACCGUACAGUAAUCAACACUUAGCCAGCCCCCGCGACGGAGAAGCGGAGGAGGGUCUGUGUCGACUACGGAGAAUCCAGCAAUUAGACGGAGCCCGGCCGAUCGUCACGGCCGAUCGACGUGACUUCGUUCUCAAAACACCGUUAAACCCUCGUACGUGAGAGACUGUGUGUGGAUUUCUUUGCUGGGACUAUUAGGGCGCUGGCGUAGGAUAAGCCAGCCGCCGAAAACGAACUUUUAAUUCAGUUACUAGCCGUUAAGUGACCGGAAGUGGGUCGCCGCCAUCUUUGUUGAGGGCAAAGGAAUAACGCCGGUAAUAAACAAGAAGGAAAAAGUCAGUAUGGCAUGCCGAGAAGAAUUGAAGAAAAGGCGGUCCUCUGCGCAAGCAGCUUUCACUAGGAAAGCCAAUUCCAUUGCCUUUAACAUUGACCUUCUGACUGAACAUGACCUCAUGUCUGAAAGUAGGACACUCAAAGACAGUUAUAGUGAGGUUUGUGAUAGCAGUUUUGAUUACAUCGCUGCUAUGGAAGAAGAAGAUGCAAGUGGGCUUGCAGCAGAAAUAGCUGAGGUGGAGAAGAAGCUGCAGGACUGCCGCUCAAAAUACCAGACCACAGAAAUGAAGCUAAAGGAAGCGUCAUGGUCUCGUUGUGCAUCAGGUCAGUUUGACAGUCUAAGAGUUGACCUAAAAGAUGCGAUUAGCCAGGUGGAGGCGCUCAAAAUGGGUCAAAUAAAACAGGAUCAGUUUGACUCAAUGCUCCCUGCUGUGGAAGGCAGAGAGGAAGCUCUGAGUGAGUUUGUGCACAAGUGGGAUCGUUAUGUUCCAGAGAAAGAAGUGAACGUUAUGCGAGCUUGUCUCAAAGAGCUCAAGGAAAGGAGGAGAGUGGCUAUGGUGGUGCUGGCUACCACCCUAGAUGGAAGAAGGAGAUCUGGGUGUGGCGACCUUAGAAGCAGGACUAGCAGUGAAGGUGAAGGCAGUGAUGAAGGUGGCGGUGGAGUGACGACCAGCACUAGCAAGCCCAGUGGGCCCGCUGCAACCGGUGGAGAUAACGGCCCAGCGCAUGCCAAUGGUGCGCUAGAUGCUGACGUGCACCCUGCUGCAUGCCAAAGUGCUGCCGUGGGCAGUAGUAACCAGGUUAUUGAUGAAGGUGGCCCUGAUGGGGCACGAACUGCAAGUCCUUCCAUUGCAGCCCUUCAAACGCCACCACAGGGACCACUAUCCCAGGGUCUGGGGAGUCCUGUGUUCAACCCUGGCCCCUCAGGCACGCCACAGCAGCUUCGGGGAGUGCAUGGUGUGAGACCCAAUGGCACUGGGGCAGGACAGAGCACGUCUACCGUCUCUCAAGGAUCACUCGGAACAAGGAUCGCACUCGCACCCCUGAGCCUGCCAAAGUUCUUUGGGGACAGGAGAAGCUACUGGCGCUGGAAGAGUAACUGGGGGACCCUCCAAGCAUUAGCGGAACCCACAGGUUCCCCGGAGUGCAGGCUCUUCCACCUGAUGGACAGUAUUGCUGAUCCAGUAAAAUGUGAACUUAGGCUGUCUCACUGCCGCACUGCGAGUGAGGUUUUCCGAGUUCUAGAGGACUGUUAUGGUGACGUAUCACAGAUAGCAGAUGACAUUGUACUUGAACUACAGGAGUUACCGGGCGUGCGCAACAACAAACCCAGAGAGGUUUUGCAGUUGAUCCAAGCUGUAGAGAGGGCGCUGUUGGACUUAAUAGACCUAGGUUGUGAAGAUGCCAUAAAAAAUCAGUUGGUGAUCCGGUCACUUGAGAGUAAGCUGCCGGACAGUAUGAAAGAAAGGUGGCUUUUGUACCGAUGUGAUCCUGUCAAUGGUGUCAGUCCACAGAACCGGUUUGAUAAGCUAUGGCAGUUCCUGAAAGAUCAGAAGACAGUUCUGGUGCAACUGGAGCAGUUGCAAUCCAUCAGACAGUCUAAUACUGCCAGGGCAACUGAUCCGAGCCCCCACGAGAAACCAAAAGAGAGACCUGAUCGGAGGAUGGAGAGACGUUCGUUCACCAAGGCUACUGCGAGCGAGACGAGAGGUGAGCUGUCACAGAAUCCUUGCUGUUUGUGUGGCGAAGACGGUCACGCAGGGCGUUUAUACCGCUGUAAGACAUUUAAAAAGGCCAACUCAUCAGAGCGGAGAGCUUACGUGAAAAAGACAAAAGUAUGUCCCAGGUGUCUGGACUCUCAUGGGAGUGAUGACCCGUGUAGUAAAAACUUUCUGUGUCGUAAUGAGGGAUGCAGAAGGGGUGACGCCCCAUCGGAUCACCAUUUCUUCCUAUGCCUUAAAACUCCAACUAGGAAAGAUGCAGCUAGGCAGGGGACCAAAGCGGAUAAAAGGAGGGAACCCCGAGGCCCGACGGAAGAGCAAGAGGCUGUGUUUGCUGGCCUAGGUCUGUCCCCGGAGCAGCUGGAAGCUGUUCGAAGGGCUUGCACAAACAAAGUAACGUCAAAGUUGUGGGCUGGCAGAGGCUCGGAAGAUGAGAGUUGUCUGAAGGAGCUCCCGGUCCUCAUGAUGUUGUUGGACGUCACCACCAAGAGGGGAGACUGGAUUGGAGCACUCAUCGAUUUAGCCUCUGACACGAAUUACAUCACCCACGAGGCAGCGGAAAGGCUUGGUCUGCCUGGUGAACCAAUCACCUUAGUUGUUCAUGGUGUUGGUGGUAUGGAGGCAAAAGUAGAGACAAAGAGAUACCUGGUGAGCAUAAAAGUAGCCACAAAGAAGGGAACAUGGCGACUCCAUGAGAUGGUUUGCUAUGGAUUAGAAGAGAUUGCCAAUGUGGGUCACGUCGUGGACUCUGGGCGCCUGGAGAAGUUUUUCCCAGGCUCCGUCGAACCGGGGGAACUGAUCCGCCCGGAAAAGAUUGAGCUACUCAUCAGCACCCGGGAGGGUCGUCUAGCCCCCCAGAGAAUGAUGAGGUGCGGUGACUUGGUUCUGUGGGAUGGUCCGUUGGGGAAAACCAUCAGUGGCGCACACCCAGAUCUGUUUGAGGAUGUGGAGGUGACUGCACGUCUCUCAUCAACCCAUUUUGCGUGCUCCAUGAGGGCGGAGUCUCAGAGAGUUGUGUCCCUCCUUAACUGCUGCCCAAAACCAAAGAACAGCAUAGAGGUCGGUACCACGGCUACAUCCAACACUGAGAUCAUCAAAUGGCUGCAGUGGGACAGUAUUGGUGCCGCCUGUGAUCCCAUGUGUGGCGGGUGCCGCUGCGGGAAGUGCGCCCCUGGAGGGAAGGAAAUGUCACUUGCUGAUGAAAGAGAGUUGGAGAUCAUCAGAGGAGGUCUAACCUUCAAGCUGAGUGACAAUCAUAGUGACAAGCCCCAUUGGGAUGCUAAAUAUCCCUGGAAAGAGGACCCUGCGACCCUGCCUAACAACCGCAAAGCUGUGGAGGCGACUUUCCUGAAGUCAGAAAAGCGCCUCGAGAAAGAUCCGCUAUGGAAGGCAGCUUAUGCUAAGCAGGUGUGUGACAUGCUGGCUAGGGGGGCCGCUAUCCAGCUUUCCCAGACGGUGUUGGACGAGUGGAAAGGAGCCGUGUGGUGGAUAAACCAUUUGAUGGCGCCCAACCCGCACUCCAACAGCACGCCGGUGAGGCUCGUUUGGGAUAGCAGCCAAGUGUACAGAGGUGUUAGUUUGAACAGCAUCUUGAUGAAAGGCCCAGAUGUUCUGAAGGUUUACAUUGGUGCCGAAACCCAGGCUCGCCAUAUCAGACUUGCAACACACACAGCCGCUCCAACUGCUCCCCCAAAUGCUUGCAGAGAUGGCAGAGAGCAAGCGCCAGCACAGAUGGGGACCAGACAAGCAUCUACCACCCCAAAUUGA
Molecule: messenger RNA, 4195 nt
Organism: Haplochromis burtoni (Burton's mouthbrooder)
Lineage: Eukaryota; Metazoa; Chordata; Actinopteri; Cichliformes; Cichlidae
Exons: 2
Coding region: 716-4195 (1159 amino acids)
Source: RefSeq, a predicted model, not a curated record